Messenger RNA from Mya arenaria, 2313 nucleotides. Its product is annotated as myb-like protein X. The record is from RefSeq and is a predicted model, not a curated record. Bases 78 to 1847 code for a protein of 589 amino acids. NCBI's taxonomy places the organism in Eukaryota, Metazoa, Mollusca, Bivalvia, Myida, Myidae. The transcript has 2 exons.
UCAAAAUGGCGCAUAUUUGACGAGAUAUAACAGUGUAAACUAAAUUAAAUCCAACUUCCGGUUGUGCAGCAGCUACCAUGUAUUCAGUCGUUCCACGUCCACAGAUCAUUGAUCAUCGCCCCAAGUCUGGCGAGCCUACAGCUGAGAUCAUCGACCAUAGAAACGCCAAGCCAACAUUCACUAAAUGGAAAGACAGGCGAAGAGCCGAGCAGCUUCCAUAUGACACGCUCAGAGAACAAAGGGAUGCAUUGUUAAAUGCAGAGUUUAAGUAUAAACAUAGGAUUAAAGAACUGGAAAAACAAAAUGAAGAAAUGGUUCAGAUGUACGAGAAUACUUACCAGGAAAAUAAAAAGUUGAAGAGCAUCAUUGAGCACGGUCCAGAUGCUGCAAAGAUGAAACAACUAAAGCUUGAUACAAAGGAGCAGAAAAGUUUGAUAGACGAACUAAAGGAUGAAAUACAGACUCUUCAAGAAAACGUCGCAGAAUUAGAGAAGUUUUAUGGUAUACCGAAGGACUACCAUCUUGAAAAGAAUUGGAAGGAAGCGCUAGCACGUGUUAGACGAAAGCGAGAGGAAGAAGACGCUAUUCCAACACAGGGGCCCUUUGCUGGUACAAAGUUGUUCAAGAAACGACUUGUAGCGAUCAGUGAUGACAGAAUUGCUGACCAAGAUUCUUAUGAUCUCACUCUGGAUAGCCUUGAAAAGGAGACACAGGUCUUACUUAACAAAGUUCGUCAGCUAAAGCGUGAAAAGGAACAAAUAGAUUACACUUUAAUGAUGGGAAAGGGAGCUGUUUCAAGAAAUGCCGUCGUUGCGAAGGCGAUAAAUGAAAAACUUAAUCGUGACUUGAAUAAGUUUGCCAUUCGACUCGAGAAACUAAAACUUAAGCACAAGGCUGCUAAACAAUACCAAUCAAGUGUAACGGAAGUCUCAGUUGGAUUAAAUGAUCAGGAAGAAAGCCAAACUCCUUCGGAGGAUAAGAGAAACAUAGCCGCCGCACCGAAAUCGGUUAAAACAUUUAAAUCGAGAUCUAAGCAAGGUCCUGAGAUCAUUGAUGAUGAGAAUGAUAAACCCAAUAACAUAGAGCUAACAACACAAGAAAAUACCAACUCAGAAAGAUCGAAAAGCACUAACUCAAAAGUCACGGUAAAGUCUUCAAAAAGUGCAAGAGGUUCUAAGACAGGGUCUAAACUGUCGAAGUCAAGGGUAAAAUCGUCUUCCGCUGAUGAUGUCAGAACUGAUCAUCUUAAAUACGACAAGAUUGAAAUUGGAGAGGAAUCACAUGGAAAUCCAAGCAUGAAAGAAGAUUCCGAAGAUAAAAAAGCUAUCGGUGUGGCAAAAUCGUCCACGAAGUCUCAUGCCGCUGAAAGUACAGUCAAAACAAGGAAACCAAUAGCUUCUACAAAUGCUCCAAAACCAAUCGAAUAUACAAAUGGCAGAUACACAAAUGGACCAGAACCAAUAAAAUUCAGAAACAAAGCUGCAAACACAGACAGUGUCAAAUCAAAAACUGAAAACACACAGUCCAGUAAUGUAAACCCAGUAAAUGGAAAAAUAGCUUUCCCGUUUCGACAAACCCGUCGCAUAAAAAGCAACAGUGAAAACUACGUUGACUCUUACGAUGCUGUAUUGAAUUAUCUAAAUCAACAGAGUGGUCAAACCAACAGGAAAUUUGGACAUAACGAGGCUAAAAGAAGAUAUGUUGGGACUGAUGCCCCACCCUCUCCUGUGCCUAUUAGCUUCACCUCCGAUAUGCAUUUUGUGGACGGGAAUGGGCUACGGAAUAUCAUAGGGAACUCGGGGAUAAGGGGGCCAGCGUAUCAGCAGUCACAGUACGUGUACCAGUGAUGCUAUUAAUAAAUAAAAUGAUACAAGAGUGUCACGACGCAAUAAUUGCUUUGCUGAACUUUGCGCUUUAUUUUAUUAAUGAUACAUUCUUAAUCAGAAAAAACUGCUAACCACAAAUAGGUUCGAAUAUUAUAAUUGUUCUAAACCUGAUUAUUCAAGUAGACAUUGGUUUUAAGUGGACAUGUCGGCAAUAUACUGAUUAAAUGAAAGUGCAACACAAUUUUGUUAAAAUUUGUACUUUAAUUUCCCUUUGACCCGAGAGAGUUUUUGUAUAUACACUGACGACGCAGUUUUUGUAUAUAUACUCGUAUAUAUAUAUAUAUUUCUGUGAUUUCCAUAGUUGUUCAAGUUGUUGCUACCGUAGGCUUGUUAUGGAAGUUUAAAGUGUGCUCAUUGUCUGCUCAAUUGUUUUGUUUUGUAAUCGUAGAAGAGGAAUUUGUAUGUGAAUAAAGUUGUAAGAAUAGUA